CAGAAAAUGACACUAUUCCUUUUCUCUUUUCCUUUAGAGAUAUGAAUCAAGUCCUUGAUGCCUACGAAAAUAAGAAGCCAUUUUAUCUGUACACGGGCAGGGGGCCCUCCUCUGAAGCAAUGCAUCUGGGGCAUCUUGUCCCCUUUAUUUUCACAAAGUGGCUGCAGGAUGUAUUCGACGUGCCUCUGGUCAUCCAGAUGUCUGACGAUGAGAAGUACCUGUGGAAGGACUUGACUCUGGAGCAGGCAUACAGCUACACAGUGGAAAAUGCCAAGGACAUCAUUGCCUGUGGUUUCGACAUCAACAAAACUUUCAUCUUCUCUGACCUUGAGUUUAUGGGGUAAGUAAGAAACAUUUGGCUGCCUCUG
This is a messenger RNA of Cricetulus griseus (Chinese hamster), 368 nucleotides long. The record is from RefSeq and is a predicted model, not a curated record. NCBI's taxonomy places the organism in Eukaryota, Metazoa, Chordata, Mammalia, Rodentia, Cricetidae.